Pararge aegeria (speckled wood butterfly) is the source of this 2668-nucleotide messenger RNA. Its product is annotated as mitochondrial potassium channel ATP-binding subunit. Gene Ontology annotation, biological process: transmembrane transport. Gene Ontology annotation, cellular component: membrane. Lineage: Eukaryota; Metazoa; Arthropoda; Insecta; Lepidoptera; Nymphalidae. Gene Ontology annotation, molecular function: ATP binding; ATP hydrolysis activity; ABC-type oligopeptide transporter activity. The transcript has 14 exons. Bases 108 to 2198 code for a protein of 696 amino acids. The record is from RefSeq and is a predicted model, not a curated record.
UCAAUAACGUAAUCGAAUUGAUUUUCAGCGUAUUAUUUUCGCGUUAUCAAUGAAAUCAUGAAAAGUAUUAAAUAGGUACACAAUUCGUUAUAACUAGAAUCAUAAAAAUGUGGUAUUUACUAAACGCGAACACUUGUAACGUUAUACGACAAAGGUUACUGCCUGUUAAAAGUAAUGGUUACUUCAUAAAGUUAUCUCAAAGUAAGCCAUCGCAAGCUGUAAAACGAUAUAUAUCACAUGUGAAAACUACACGACAAAAAGAUGUAUCAAAUGGGGUAUUAUUACUCUUCAGCCCUUGGAAACUCUGUACCGGCAUAAGUUUAGGGUUAGCAGCACGUUUGUUAUACAAUAAUUUAGUAUAUUGUAAAGCUCUGCCAUCUAGGGUUAUACAGCGUAGACCGAAUGUAAAUGAGGACAGUGCAAAGUUUGAUUGGAAGCGGUUCUGGAAAUAUCUAUUGCCGCAUAAAUGGCUCUUGGCUGCUGCAGUCGCUUCUGCGUUAGCCGUGGCAUUCCUUAAUGUCUACAUUCCAGUAAUGUUGGGUGUGAUAGUCAAUGUCCUAGCUGGUAUGAGGAACAAUCCAACUGCUGACUUCAUAGAGGAGAUCAAGGUGCCUGCCCUUAAGAUGGUUUCAUUAUACAUUGGACAGGCCAUUUUCACAUUCUUCUACAUAGAUCUUCUUGCUCAAGUGGGUGAGCGAGUUGCCGCGCAAAUGAAACAGGAUCUAUUUGUGUCGAUACUGCAACAGGACAUGGCAUUCUUCGACCAGGAGAGGACUGGCGAACUUGUGAAUAGGAUAACAGUAGAUGUACAGGAUUUUAAAAGUUCAUUUAAGCAAACUAUAUCUGGUGGUUUAAGAGCUAUAACUCAGGUGGUGGGAUCCGCAAUGAGCCUGUUAGUGAUAUCACCACAUCUAACCGGGCUAACACUGAUUUGCGUGCCGUCAGUUGUUAUUGGAGGCACGUUCAUUGGCUCGUUGUUGAGGAAGCUCUCCAGAGAGGCACAGGCUCAGAUAGAAAAAGCCACAUUAGUCGCCGAAGAAGCAAUAGCUAACGUUAGGACGGUUCGAGCGUUCGCUGGUGAAGAAAACGAAGCGAAACUGUUUGCUGAGGAAUGUAACGCAGCUGCGGAUUUGAGUAUGGAGUUGGGCUUAGGCGUUGGGCUAUUCCAAGCCGGGACCAAUCUGUUUUUGAAUGGUAUGGUCCUAGCGACAAUGUUCUUGGGCGGUCACCUGAUGUCAACGGGUCAGAUGUCGGCCGGUGACGUCAUGGCGUUCCUGGUAAACGCGCAAACGGUCCAGCGAUCGGUGGCGCAAUUGUCGCUGUUGUUCGGAUCCGUGGUCAAGGGACUCAGUGCCGGGGGACGAGUUUUUGAGUACAUCAACAAAGAACCCAAGAUGGACACGUCCGGCACUAAAGUGAUCAAAUACCACGAAUUCCAUGGUGAUAUCGAGUUCAAGGACAUCACUUUCGCUUAUCCAACAAGACCAGAAGCGAUAGUGUUGAAGAAUUUCAACUUGAAGAUUCCCGCUGGGACAACAGUCGCCAUUGUUGGAACUUCCGGCAAUGGAAAGUCAACGAUUGCGGCUUUAUUAGAAAGAUUCUAUGACGUAAACGACGGGUCGGUGACCAUAGACGAAAUAGAUGUGCGUGAUUUCGACUGCCGUUGGCUAAGAGGCAGGGCAUUGGGCCUUAUCAGUCAAGAGCCGGUGUUGUUCGCUACUACCGUUAGGGAAAACAUUAGAUACGGCCGACCGGAGGCGAGCGAUGCUGAGGUUUACGAAGCAGCAAAGACGGCGAACGCAGAUGACUUCAUCCGGGGAUUCCCCGAAGGCUACAACACUAUGGUCGGAGAAAGGGGCAUGUCAUUGAGUGGCGGUCAAAAACAACGUAUAGCCAUCGCGCGUGCAGUUCUGAAAAACCCACCCGUUAUGAUACUGGAUGAAGCUACAAGUGCCUUAGAUUCAGCGAGUGAGAAGGUGGUACAAACAGCGCUAGAGACGGCGUCCAAGGGUCGAACUGUUCUGGUCAUAGCGCACAGAUUAUCUACUGUUAUGAACGCCGAUCUCAUCGUCGUUUUGAGCAAGGGAAAGAUAGUUGAGAUGGGAACUCACAAUCAACUGAAAAAACAAAAGGGACAUUACUGGAACCUUAUCAAGCAACAGGACCAAGAAACUGAGGAUUCUGCCAGGUCUUUAUGAAGAUGGAUAUGAAACUAGGCAAUGUUAUUAGUGAAAUUCCAAAUGGGUACUAAUUAGAUGUAAGUUUAAAUAGAAGAUGUCACAACUACCCUCAAUUUUUUUUUUAACUUUUCUUAUCAAAAAAUCUUUUCAUUAUAUGUUAGUUUGAAGUAUUUUUUUAUUGAUGGCAAGAAAUGUAUAUUCAAAUUUAAAAAUAGGUUCUCUGUGACCGUAAUUUAAAAAUACCACUUCGUGUGCAAAUAACAAGUUGAGUUGUUAUUUGUAACUGUUACUACGGGAAACGCGUUAGCCCUUGACUGCAAUCUCACUUGUUAGUAAAUGAUAUUGUAGUCGAAGAUGGUAGCGGGCUAACCUGUUGUGGUAGUCAUACCUCUAAUCGGUUUCUACGCGACCUUGCACCGGAACAGCGAAAAUCCCUUAGCAGCACGUCUUUGUCGGUAGAGUGGUAACUAGCCACGGCCAAAGCCACC